AUGAUCCCGGUACUGGUAAUAUUCUCACAAAGCCAUGUUGACUUUCGAAAACCGGAAUUCGAUGCAAUUUGCUCUAUGUUUUCAAUUGAAGUGAACGGUUCUGAUUCAAUUAAUCAAGAAAGCCACGUGUUUGUUCUUCAUUUCGAAAGUUAUCUAGAAGUGAGCAAGCUGUUAUCAAGAUCAAUUCUCAUCAAGUUCGCAAUCGACAUAUCAAUAGAAUCAGAGUCAUAUGAUAAUCUUUAUCAAAAAAUCAAUGAAAAUCCGGAAAUUAUUGAGAAGUUCGAUGUUCCGGAAAAAAGCUUCGCCUUGAGAUUCUUCGCAAUCGGUCGAAAAAAGAAAUUGGAUAGUAUGGAACGGAUCAAAUUGUUCUUAGAUGCCGUUCCGUUCAAAAAUGCUCCAAUUUCCCUUCAAUCUCCGCAAAACGAGCUGUAUUUAGUGGAGGAAUACGAGAACCCGACGGAUACAAGUCCAAAGAAAGUAUAUUUUGGAAAACUUAUUGGAGAAGGUCGAAGCGAGCUGAAAACAAAAUACAAUUUGCGGGAAAGAUGUUACAUUGGAAACACCACGAUGGAUCCAGAGUUGUCAUUUAUUCAAGCAAAUCUUGCAAUGGUUCAACCCAGAAAUCUCGUUCUCGACCCGUUCGUUGGUACUGGUGGUUUGAUUCUUCCCGCUGCAGAAUUUGGAGGAUUUGUCAUGGGGACUGAAAUCAAUUAUCAGACAGCAAGAGCAAAAGGGAGGUCUUCUCGACAAGGUGUGGGCGAAAGGGACGAAUCGGAGAGCAUCAAGGCUAAUUUUGAGCAAUAUCACACGGAGGAUAAACUUCUCUCAAUCCUGAUCGCCGAUUCGAGUAAACAUGGAAUCUGGAGUUUGAAUGCACAAUUUGAUGCGAUUGUAGCAGAUCCGCCCUACGGAGUCCGAGAGAAAGCCAGAAAAACGGUGAAGAACAAAGAAGUCGCCAAGGAUGUAAUACAAUACCAACAGAAAGAAGAGUAUGAUCUGGAAUCUGCGUUUAGUGACCUUCUCAACUUGUCAGCUCGGAUUCUUGUCAAGAACGGACGAAUCUCAUUUUGGUAUCCAGUGAUCCUCGAAAAUUACUGCGAUGAGAACCUACCCAAUCAUCCUGCUAUGAAGUUGAUCUCGAACUGUGAACAACCUCUGACGCGAAAGACUAGCCGCCGCUUGUUGACCUAUCGAAAGAUUCGUGAACCUGUCGAGGAUGAAGUAUGCGAAAUUCAAAAAACUGGAGUCAGUCACUAUCGGAGUGUUCUUUUUACUCCGAAUAAAGCUUGA
Molecule: messenger RNA, 1290 nt
Organism: Caenorhabditis remanei
Lineage: Eukaryota; Metazoa; Nematoda; Chromadorea; Rhabditida; Rhabditidae
Exons: 7
Coding region: 1-1290 (429 amino acids)
Biological process (GO): methylation
Cellular component (GO): cytoplasm
Molecular function (GO): nucleic acid binding
Source: RefSeq, a predicted model, not a curated record